AUGCACGUGUUGGUGAAUCGCCGGCCGUACCGGCAUUUUCAUUCAACCUUUUGACGCAGACGGGGCCCUCUAGGACCUUGUGCGAUAGUGCAAGCAUGGAGGUGGAAAUAGAUGGUGCAUGUAAAUAGAAUGUAGUGAGUCACUGUUAAGUGUUUGAGGUGACCUCUUUGUUGUUUAGCAGUAACAUAAUGAGCUCAUCGUCGACUUGAAAGCGAAAUGAUUUGCAGAUUGCUUGUUUUGAGUGAACGCGGGAAUCGAUCAAUUUUUUUUUACAUGUUGUUGAAGGGAUAAUUCAGGAGAAUUCAGAUGAAUAUCGUACUGCGCAUGACUGAUAUGUAGCAUAUAGUUGCUAAUUUUGUUCGUCAUUGGCCAUCAUCAUCUUCCACAUCUUUCAAAAGUACAACCCAGAGAAAAUCACACCACAGCUUUCAGAAUGGCCAACAUGCCAGAGUCCACGCCAUCAGGGGUGUUUUCUGUCGUCGACUAUGCGGUGUUUUCUGCCAUCCUUCUGGUCUCCGCGGUGAUCGGUCUCUAUCACGCCUGUACCGGGGGACACCAGCGGACGACCCAGGAGAUCUUCGUUGGGGACCGCCAGAUGAAGUUCCUCCCCGUCGGCUUCUCCCUCCUCGCCAGCUGGAUGUCAGCAGUGACUUUGCUUGGCACACCAUCUGAGUGCUACAGCCAUGGCACCAUGUUCUGGCUCAUCAGCGGCUCAUACAUAUUCGUGACCUUGAUCGCUGCCCACUUGUAUAUUCCUGUGUUUUACAGGCUUGGCCUAACCAGCGUGUAUGAGUACCUCCAGCUUCGUUUCUCCCAUGCAGCCAAGCUGAUUGGUGCUCUUGCUUUCAUAUUCCACAUGAUAGUGUACAUGUCUGUUGUCUUAUAUGCACCUGCUCUUGCAAUAAACGCUGUGACUGGGUUCAGUAUCUGGAAGUCCAUUCUAACAGUAGGCCUUGUCUGCAUUUUCUACACAACACUGGGUGGCAUCAAAGCCGUGGUCUGGACAGAUGUUUUCCAGACCCUGGUGAUGUUUGCUGGGCUCUUGGCCGUCAUUAUCCAGGGAAGCAUUGUCUUUGGUGGCUUCCAGAACAUAUGGCAAAUCAACCAGGAAGGUGGCCGCAUUGUUUUCAAUGAGUUUGGCUUUGAUCCAACCAUUCGUCACUCCCUCUGGUCUCUUGUGAUUGGUGGCACCUUCACUUUUCUUGGCAACUAUGGCUGCAAUCAGCUGUCGGUCCAGCGUUACCUGAGCUGCCCAUCGGAACGAGAUGCUAAGAGGGUCUUGUACGUGAAUUGUCCACUGCUCUUCAUCAUCCUUUCCCUGACCAUGAUGUGUGGCUUGGUCAUGUACGCCAUGUACGGUAAAUGCGAUCCCAUCCUUGCCGAGUACAUCGGAAGAGCAGACCAGCUGUUACCAUACUAUGUGGUCAAUGAGUUGGGUUUCUUCUCUGGUCUAGCCGGCCUGUUCAUUGGUUGCAUCUUCAGUGGUUCUCUCAGUACUGUAUCGUCAGGUAUGAACUCCCUCGCUGCUGUCACCCUCGAAGAUGUCCUCCCUAAGAAGCGAUUUUCAGAGAAGACAGCCGCCCUUGUCUCUAAGUUCCUUGCUUGCACCUACGGUCUGCUGUGCGUGGGCCUGGCCUACCUGGCCGGUUACAUGGGCCCAGUGCUGGAGGUGGCACUGAAGCUGAUGGGCAUCAUCGGCGGGCCGCUGCUUGGUCUCUUCACGUUGGGCCUCUUCUUCCCCUGCGCCAAUAACAAGGGUGCACUUGUAGGCGUAUUCACAAGUUUUGCCAUUUCAACGUGGAUUGCCAUCGGUGCUUUUCUCUACCCGACCCCACGACCCGGGCUGCUGACGACUCUAGAUGAUUGCGUCUUGUCGAACGUCACGUACACCGCAUUCCCUGAUGACAACUCCACCUACAUGGAAGGCACCAGCUUAAGCAGCUUGUUAUCCUCCACUGCAGAAGCACCCAAAGCCACAACUCAUCCAGUGCUGGCCAGCUUGUACAGCGUCUCCUACCUGUGGUACAGUGUCAUUAGCAUGCUGGCAGUUCUGAUUGUCGGCUUGAUCACCAGUCUCAUCACAGGCGGCAAUAAAGAUGUUGACCCAUCUCUGCUGAGUCCUGUUGUUAACUGCCUCUGUUCAUGUAGUUUUCGGCGAUCUGGUCACAAGCUGCAACGCUUGGAGGACUUGGACAUGAUGGAUGUAGAUACUGGUAGCUACUGGAAGAGGACACCAGUGAACAUGGAUACUCAUCUCUGACCUCAGAGUGGGUAAAAUGUCAGAGCUUUACCAAAGUUGGUAUUUUGUAUGUUGACCAGAGGAUCUGAAUUAUGCGAAACAUUUGUUGUGGACAGCAAGCUCUUGAAAUAACAUCCUCUGGUUGUGUGGUCAAAUGCCAUCUGAAAUUAGCACCUCAACUCAGCAUGUCGUUAGCCCGUGGCUUAAUGUUACCGCAAGACAGAGCACCGAUUUUUCAUGGCUUUUUAAUUGGAAUCAUAUGCUGAGUUUGCAAAGUGGGUCGAUUUGGCCUACUUGACAUCAAAUUUUAAGCCCUGGGUCACACGACCUUGAAAGGAAAUGAGCAAUUCAUCAACCUGACAGGAGACAGCGUGAGGGGAAAUCAGGGUUUGGGUAAAAAACACCAAAACCAUUCCCCUAAACUUUCAGUUGUGAGUUACCAAUUUAUACAGGGUAUCUUUCACCCUCAUAUGCCAGGGCAAUUGUUACCAUGUUGUUGAAACAUGGCUUAUAGAGUUCUAUUUUACUUAUAUUUAUGGCACCUUGCUUUGCACUGCCCACAAAGUAGCUGUAACACAGCAUAUUCAUUAUCGAUGUCAGUCAUUUUGCUUUUUUGGGAGUUGUAAUAUUUUAUUAUUACUUUUUGCGUGGUGUUUACUUUGGUAUAUGCACUAGAUAAAUGUAACUAUUAAUUCACUGACAUUAUACAAUUAUUUCAUGGUUUGAGGGUGGAGUCAGCUUUUAGCUCUCUAAGGUUCUUGUUUGUCACCUUCCAGUACUGUGGGAGAUGUCAAAUUGACUAUCUGUCCAAAGUAAACGAUGCUAUACUUGUUUUAGCAUACCUCAGACACACUCUGCUGUCAUUGAAAUAUCAGGGGCCGUGAUCUGUUUAUGUUUGGUGUGCAUGUAGUGUAGCUAGAGUGAUGCUCACGUGUCUAUACUUCACAGGUUCACUGAGCUAUUCCCGGGAACAGUUCGGAUCACUGGCAUAUUUGACUAAUGUGGCGAUCCCUGUUUCUGUGUCUGACAGUGACUAGCACCUGAUAGUGAAUGGACCAGUGAGGGUUGGGCUCACAAUCAUGAAUAUUUAUGUGGUACAAUCAUUGAAUUUAUUUUUUCAGUGUUGCUGCUCUGCAAAACAUGGCCUCUGAAAUAGUAUUGCCGUAGUAUUUCUUAUUUUGUGGUCAGGGUAUUUGGUCCUGGUUUUGUCUUGAUUUUAACCAGUCAAGCAUUUAUAUUUGGAGGCAGUGGGCAUAUUUGUGUAUAGUAUACAUGCAGUAUAGAGUGUGUUAUGUGCCAGUAAAGCCUGUCUGGCCGACAUUUAUCUCUGGCACCAGUUGUAUGAGAUGAUGGUACUUUUCUGGAAUAGACCGAUCCAGUAAGCCAUAGCCACCUUAGCUAGGGCUAACAAGUGCGUGCCUGGCACGUGUACAGCUCGUGUGUAUUGUUUCCAAGUGUAACAUGAUAUGCAUGCAUAGUGUACAUACAGUACAUAUAAUGCAUGACAAAAAUGUUACUCCAGUAAAGGACAUGGCAUAGAGCAGUUACAUCUCACCAAUUUCAAGUCUGUCUCCCUUGAAAGGGGGGUUGAUUUGGAUUGCUUUCAAGGUGUCAAAUUAAUCAAAGGGUCAAAAGAAAUGGGAUAUUUGUUUUUUGUUCAGGGUCACGGUUGUGUUCAUGGGAUUCACUUUGCAAAGAUGAAGUAGAAGUUAUUGCAAGAAAUUUCUGUUCCUUGCAAAAAAGCCUUCCGGUGCACACUAUCAGUAGCUGUGGGUAGUACCACCUUAGAACACACAAAUGAGUGCCUUGUCAUGUUCAGGUCCAGAUGACUGUCGGGUCCUGGAGGCCGGCCACACACCAGCAGCAAACAAAUACACUUUUCUCUAUUCAUCUUUAGCUUGGGAAAUGGCCAAAAUAAUACCUUUCCACAUUUCUCAAGGUACCAAGAUUCGGAUCUACAGUUCAUAUAGGAACACUGUUGACCAUAACUAUGGUAAAAACCAGAUUGAUUACAACACAAGUGCAAAAACGAAACAAACCCAAAAUCUUCAAAAACUGUGCGGUAAACAAUAUCAAAGUAAAUAAAGUUCGUCAGACAAAAUCCUGUCUACUUGUCAGAUCUAAAAUCAUGCCCUAUGAUUGGUCAAUUUUUUCAGGGGCGUGGCUUACUGGAUUGAUGUAUUCUAGUCCAUUGCAGGUUACUCCCCACCUAGUUCCUGGGUGCAGAGAGGCAAGUGGGGUUAAUUGGCUUGCCCAAGGGCACAAUAGAUGGCCAGCAUGAUGAUGUGAACCCGUGAGGUUGUGGUCAUGAGAACCACAGGAUCACCUACACUUUCCUGUAGUAGUGGGGACAUGUACACAUUAUUUCACCCGUUUUGUGAGGACCGAGAGUGUUGCGGGUACAAAGAAAUGUCCCCACAGCUUUGUCCCAAUUUGCCCAACUAUUUUGCCCAAUUAAGAGGAAAGGCAGUGUAAGCCUGCCAACCCCCUCCACUUAAUGUGCACUAUUAAUGCACGCUUUUAAUAUUUUGAAAGACUUUUUGAAGGCCACACAGAGAUUGCACUGCUAGGUAAAACUACUUUAUUUUGUGAAUUUUAUUGUAUUUCAGGCUUUUAGUAAAGUGGUUUUUGGAUGAGGAUGGGACAGUGCAAGAGAACUUGUUUUCUGUGAAGACAAUUUGCAGAACUUUUGUGUACAUUUGGUUCAAAGAUGGUAAUGAAAUGGCAUGAUAUACACUGCGUUAUGUGGAAUAUGGAUUGGAUGUGCACCUGGUUGACAAGUAUUCAUUUUAAAUACAGGAAUGAUGCUCUGAAAGCACGAUGGAAAUAGCAUUCAGUUACUUCAUUCAAAAAGAGUUAGACUUUUUCUUUGCAUUUUUGUUUCAAGGAAAUUACCACCACAUUUCCUUCUCAAUGAACUUGUUUGAUUUUCACUUGGAAAGUGAGGGAUCAGAUUGUUGUGUGCAAAUGAUGUGUAGAAAACUCAAUUCACUCGAUGUGCAUAGUUGGUGUAUUUGUAAACACAAAACGUACCGUACACGAUGUACUUACAAAUUGCAAUUUGUAAGAUGUUAACAAUUUGGCAAAGAAUGAUUGGAUUUCGUUACUUCAUUAAACAUCUAGGAUUUAACACAUGCAGAGUUUUAAUUGGUGUUUUUACAAUACUUUUUCUCUGUGAAGAAUGUUUUAUUCCGUAAUAAUUUCGAUAGUUUCAUAAUAAUUGUGAGGCACUUGUACAGCACUUUCAAUGUGUAACAUGUCUCUGCUUCAGAAUUGUUGGCAUGAUUUGUAGCUUACUGCUUGCACUGCUUGGACAGUGCAAACACUGAAACAAUGACUCGAAUGCCCUGACAUUGUUGGGGUCUAGAAAAACCAGA
Messenger RNA from Acanthaster planci (crown-of-thorns starfish), 5616 nucleotides. RefSeq names its product sodium-coupled monocarboxylate transporter 1-like. Gene Ontology annotation, cellular component: membrane. Gene Ontology annotation, molecular function: symporter activity. The record is from RefSeq and is a predicted model, not a curated record. Gene Ontology annotation, biological process: sodium ion transport; transmembrane transport. Lineage: Eukaryota; Metazoa; Echinodermata; Asteroidea; Valvatida; Acanthasteridae.